AUGGACUCCCCAACGGACCUAUCACACGGCCCUUUCCAAUCGAUUUAUCCUCGUCACGCCCGUUGGGCAAUCUCGAAGUCUUUUUUCCAAAAGCUUGCUGACCUCGGAGCACCUCUUCAACUGGAGCAUUGGGCUGUCCAUAUAGCCUUCAGCUUGCAGUUCACAGAGCACGGAACUCACGUUUCAGCCUUCGACCCCGUACCUUACCUUCAAACUGCUUGGAAAGCAGUUCGACAUCAAUACCCAGCUAUCGGCUCGGUCAUCAGAGCCCCUGAUCACUUGGAAGGGGAAUCCGAUGCUCCUACACGAGGACUUCUGACUAUUCCUGUCUGUGAUAUCGAUGCCUGGAACAAAGAAACAUUCUUCGUACAUCUGAACGAGGUCGAUGCAGAUGCUUUGUUCUGUGGUCUUCGGCCGGCUCCAACAGCCACCUGUCAUUGUCUCCCAAAGUCGUCCGAGAUCCUCAUUCGCUCCUCGCAUUGGCGUCUUGAUGGUGUUGGGAUAGCUAAGCUUGGCCAUGUCUUUUUGGACUUUUUAGCUGAGGCACUAUCAGAGAGCUUUAAAGAUGAUCUUCCUGCAUCUACUACGAAGUUGCCUUCCUCUAUCCAGUCGCUUCCACCAAGUGUUGAGGAGAUAGCCCGCAUUUGGAGUGAGAAACAGAGCAAGAUAAGAGGACAUUCUAUGGAAGAAAGCAGAGCCCAAUCCCACCAUCUCGAGAGUGGAGCGAACGCUCUGGUCGGCGAGUUUCUCCGUGGUGUGCCGAGUAUUGGCUUGCCUACCCGAGCCGAUUCCAUCGACGAAGUCCCAGGUCCUAGCGCACGCGUCUCAACUCAACUGAGUGUGCCAAUUACGACAAGGAUUAUGGAAGCCCAACCAUCUAAGAACCUCAGUUUCAUGGGCGCAGUUCACGCGGCUAUUGUGCGAGUCACUGCAAGUUUUCCUCAGCACCCCCUCUCCAAGUCUUACGCAGCAUUCUUCCCAGUGGACUUGCGGCAUUCCAUAACUUCUUCGGGAGCUGCUUCCGAAGAUCAGCUGAUGUUUGGGCUGUACUAG
This is a messenger RNA of Cryphonectria parasitica EP155, 1053 nucleotides long. RefSeq lists its product as uncharacterized. Bases 1 to 1053 code for a protein of 350 amino acids. The transcript has 2 exons. Lineage: Eukaryota; Fungi; Ascomycota; Sordariomycetes; Diaporthales; Cryphonectriaceae. The record is from RefSeq and is a predicted model, not a curated record.